Molecule: messenger RNA, 2235 nt
Organism: Ornithorhynchus anatinus (platypus)
Lineage: Eukaryota; Metazoa; Chordata; Mammalia; Monotremata; Ornithorhynchidae
Gene: RNPEP
Product: arginyl aminopeptidase
Biological process (GO): proteolysis
Molecular function (GO): zinc ion binding; metalloaminopeptidase activity
Source: RefSeq, a predicted model, not a curated record
AUGCUCGCGGCAGUGGUAGCCGUAAGUGGGAGGCAGCUGCAAGAGAGAGCCCUGGCCCAGCUCUCCCUGGACUCAGCGAUAUUCCGAUCCCUAACUUUUAACGGUAGGGCCAUCGGAAUCUCGGGCAGCUACUUGGUGAAAAAUCUGAGCAUGGAACAAAAACUCAUCCCCUGCAUUCCUUACCUGGAGAAGCAUCCAGUGUUUUCAGAGAGAAACAAUGGAGGACAGGACCGUGCUCUAUUCUCUACGCCAUGUUUAACAGCCUCCAGCCUAGAAGAUCGGGGCGGGGGAGAAAAGCCGCAGAUCAGAGAGUGAAAUUGUGCAGCAGAGAGCUCUUGAGGGUAUUCGUAACUUGUGGUUCUGCCUUUACCCUGCUGAGCCGGUGGAGCUAAGGUGGAAGAUGUCACUCCCAAAAUCAGUUUCUCCUCACAGGUGUGCUGGCUGUCUCCUGAACAGACAACUGGGAAGAAGAAACCUUUUGUUUAUACCCAAAGUCAGGCUGUCCUGAUCCGAGCCUUUUUCCGGGGCUUCGAUACCCCCGCCGUAAAAAGCACACACUUAUCCCUUUGUCAGGUGCCAGAUGGCUUCACAGCAGUGAUGAGCGCCACCGCUUGGGAGAAACGAGGCUCGAGCAAGUUCUUCUUGGAGAUGCAUCAGCCCAUUCCCUCCUACUUGGUGGCUUUGGUAAUUGGGGACCUUGUUUCGGCUGAAGUCGGACACGGGAGUCAGGUGUAGGCAGAGCCAUGUCUGAUUGAGGCCGCCAGGGAGGAAUACAGUGGAGUGAUAGAAGAAUUUGUGGCAACUGGAGAGAAGCUUUUUGGACCCUAUUGCUGGGGUAGGUACGACUUGCUGUUUGUGCCAUCGUUCUUUCCCUUUGGGGGAAUGGAGAACCCCUGCCUGACCUUUGUCACUCCCUGUCUGCUGGCUGGGGACCGCUCCCUGACUGACAUCAUCAUCCACGAGAUUGCUCAUAGCUGGUUUGGGAACCUAGUCACCAGUGCUAACUGGGCUGAGUUUUGGCUCAACGAUUUCACCAUUUAUGCCCAGAGAAGAAUUUCCACCAUCCUGUUUGUUGCUGCUUAUACCUGCCUCGAAGCUGCAACCGGAAGGGCCCUUCUGAGGCAACACAUGGACCACACUGGGGAAGACCAUUCUUUAAACAAGCUGCGAGUGAAGAUAGAGCCAGGUGUGGAUCCUGAGGGCACCUACAAUGAAACACCAUAUGAGAAAGGCUUCUGCUUUGUCUCAUACUUGGCCCAUUUGGUUGGAGACCAGAGCAAAUUUGAUGAUUUUUUAAAGGCCUAUGUGAAGGAAUUUAAAUUCCAGAGCAUCUUGGCUGAUGACUUUUUGGAGUACUUCUUGAAAUAUUUCCCGGAACUGAAGAAGAAGAGGGUGGACUCCAUUCCAGGCUUUGAGUUUGGCCGCUGGCUAAACACUCCAGGGUGGUCCCCCUAGGUCCCCGACCUUUCUCCGGGAGAUUCGCUCAUGAAGCCAGCCAAUGACCUGGCCCAGCCGUGGGCUGCCCCCAAACUGGAUUUGGAGGCCAUCAGCACCGUGGACACUUCCACCUGGAAGACCUACCAGCUGGUCUAUUUUUUGAAUCAAAUCCUCCAGAAAUCUCCUCUUCCUGCAGGUGAGCUGAAGAAGGCCUACCCCAAGAUCUCAGAUGCCAAGAAUGCAGAGUUACGCCUGCGCUGGGGCCAGAUAGUCCUCAGGAAUGACUACCAGGAGGACUUUGAGAAGGUGAAGGAUUCCCUACACAACCAGGGGAAGCAGAAGUACACGCUCCCUCUCUACCGGGCCAUGAUGUCAGGCAGCAGUGCAGCCCAAGCCCUGGCCAAGGCGACGUUUGCUGCCAUCGCUCCCCAGCUCCACUUCAAUGUGGUCAACUACGUCCAACAGAUCCUGGAGUCCCCAAAGACCUAGAUCCCCUCUCUCUGCCAAACCCUGGCUCCUCUCCCCUCUCAGGCACCCUCUCCCAAUUGGGACCCGUGGUUCUAAACUCUGGCUGGUGAAUUCACCAAACAGAGGAAUGAAAGGAACCUUCCGUCCCUCCCAAUUUGAGAUGUGGUUCCAGUCAGAUGCCCGAAGUCUUCCCCUGCCGGCUACCUGUCCACCCCUAUACCUCCCUGUAUCUUCCUCUCUCUCCUCCCCUUCCCCACAGCCCAAAAUUCAGAUUCAUUUUCUCCUAAAAUCAGAGCCAGCUGGUGCCGUUUUCCAAGGAUUUUUUUUCAA